Messenger RNA from Blepharisma stoltei, 1900 nucleotides. NCBI's taxonomy places the organism in Eukaryota, Ciliophora, Heterotrichea, Heterotrichida, Blepharismidae. The record is from the annotation of a GenBank genome assembly.
AUGAAAAAUUCUAUCACAGUCAACCAAAACUUGAAACAUUUAAAGAGCAUUUUAAAACAAGAAACCAAAGCGAUGAAAUUCAAGCUAGUCAAGCUUAAAGCAUCGAUAGAGAAAUCGAAGAGCAGCAACGAACCAUCUGUUGAAAAGCACGAGUUUAAUGUAAGAUCUCGCAGCCAGUUAUCACAGUUUCUCAAUUCUUCAGAAUCAACAAAUAAAACUAAAGAUUCCACUUCUAUAAAUUCCCCUUCACAAACAGAGCUGGAAUCUACUGAAAAAGCUGAAUAUAUUAAAUUAAUAGGAUUUAAUUCCUUGCUUAUCGCCCAAUGUCACACCACCUUCUGCUGCUCCCCGCCCGCUGCGAAAAUAUAGAAAUUGCCCGAGGAUCGGCUCCACACGGGAAGAUUUUUUCCACAUGUGGAGCCAUUUUUUCACACAUGAGAAUCCUGACUUCCACGUGUGAAAAAAAUGGCUCCACACGUGGAAAAUCGUUCCCAUGUGGAGCCGAUUUUCCGUAUUGCCAGAGAAUGGCGCAAAUAGCGCCAUUCUCGGGCAAUUAGUAUAUCUUAUUUAGUUGCUAAAUAUUCAUUAUUAUUUCCAUUGAAAAAGCUACAGAAAAUAAAUCAGAAGCUAUAAAAGAGUUCUUGAAAUCUUGUGGACUUCAAAAAUAUUUUUCACUGUUCAUUACUAAUGGAAUAAACGAAAUUGAGCUGCUGUUAGGAUUAACAGAAAUUGAUAUUAAGAAUUUAAACUUGCCACUUGGGCAUCGGCUGAAAAUACUUAUCCUUCUCUGUGAAGUAAAAAAUUAUUGGAUUUUAGUCCUCCUAUAUGAGCGCACAAAAAUUUUCCUUGCUAAAGAGUUAAAAAAAUCAAGGAGUGUAAAUAUGGAAAAAGCUCACAUUUGAGAUCUAUAUCAACAAAAGGAUCUGACAAUGAAAGUAUUGAGAAAAAAGGGAAAAGUAGUAAAGGAGUCCCAUCCUUUUAUGUAGAUGCACUUGAAUAUUUAAAAACGAGUGGAAACUCAUGAAAACAAUCUCUAAACAAAAAUUAUAUUGCUAAAAAUGGCUUAAACUUGAUAAGAAAUUCCUUUGAUGGCCAGUUGAUUAAACCAAUCGAAUCUCCAGUAAUUGAUGAUAAUGCAUACUUUUGUGAUAAAACUUGUUGUAUGCCAAAAAUAAGAUGCCAAUAAAGCUUUAUCCUGAAUUGAACUUAAUUAUUUAUAUUUUGCUGGCUACGCCUAGUGAACUUAUCUUGAUGCCAAAUAUGAAAACCCUUGAUUUUAGAAGUCUGCCACCUAUCCAGGCGGGGGACAUUUAUCUUAGAGUACCUGAGGAAUCUUAGCAGGCUGCUUUAUCCUUUAAAAGCGAGCAAAUCCAUUGAAAAAUCCAUAGUUUGGGAAAACUAAUCCCUGUUUAAAAAUUGUUUUAAACUCGCCUUUAAGAGGAGCUCUAAAGGGGAAGGAGUAGAUAAAAAUAAAACUUGCUGGACUUGUGGAAAAUCUUUUAUCAAAGAAACCGGAAUAGUGGACAGUAAGCAAUGCUUUUGCUCAAUGCUAUGCAAAGAACUGUUUACAGAUUCAACAGAAAUACAAUGCAAAUGCGGAAAAAGUUUCGCUAGAGGGAUUGGAAUUUUCAAAAAAAAAUCAAUUUACUGCAGCUUUAAAUGUUUUUUUAAAUACAAGCAGAAAAAGAAAAUUGAUGCUUUUAUAGAGACAUCGAAAUGUGUUUCACCUGACUCAAUGAGCAACACAAUAGGCACCGAUACAGAGAUUUCAAGCCCGAAAUCUGUCAGAAAAUAUUACCCGUAUGUCCCUUCCCCUGAGAUUCAAAAUAUUUCAAAAACAAAUUCAAGCAAAAAAGGAAAAGGGAAAAAAGCAGAAGAUUAUUUACUACAAGGUUGGUAA